Solanum dulcamara is the source of this 881-nucleotide messenger RNA. Its product is annotated as probable xyloglucan endotransglucosylase/hydrolase protein 26. The coding region runs from base 1 to 876 and encodes 291 amino acids. The transcript is spliced from 4 exons. Gene Ontology annotation, molecular function: hydrolase activity, hydrolyzing O-glycosyl compounds; xyloglucan:xyloglucosyl transferase activity. Gene Ontology annotation, cellular component: apoplast; cell wall. Lineage: Eukaryota; Viridiplantae; Streptophyta; Magnoliopsida; Solanales; Solanaceae. The record is from RefSeq and is a predicted model, not a curated record. Gene Ontology annotation, biological process: cell wall biogenesis; xyloglucan metabolic process.
AUGGGAAAAAUCAUAGAUUUUACUUCCUUGGCUUUGAUGAUUAUUGCAACAAUUGUAUUUCAUUCAUAUUUAGUCAAUGGGAUGACAUCAAGUAGCAUGUAUGUAAAUUGGGGUGCUCAUCAUUGUAAACUUCUAGGGGAUGAUCUUCAACUUGUCCUUGAUAAAUCUGCAGGCUCUGGUGCUCAAUCAAAAAGAUCAUUUCUAUUUGGUAGCUUUGAAAUGCUUAUCAAAUUGGUACCUAACAACUCUGCUGGAACUGUCACAACAUACUAUCUAUCUUCUACCGGUACCAAGCAUGAUGAAAUCGAUUUCGAGUUUUUAGGAAAUAUAUCAGGACAACCUUAUAUUAUACACACUAAUAUUUACACCCAAGGUGUUGGAAAUAGAGAGCAACAAUUCUACCCUUGGUUUGAUCCAACUGCUGAUUUUCACAACUAUACCAUUCAUUGGAAUCCCAAUACUGUCAUAUGGUACAUUGAUGGUAUUCCAAUUAGGGUAUUUAGAAACUACCAAGCAAAAGGAAUUCCAUUCCCAAAUCAACAAGGAAUGAGAGUCUACACUAGCCUAUGGAAUGCUGAUGAAUGGGCAACAAGAGGUGGCCUUGUUAAAAUUGAUUGGACAAAUGCACCAUUUAUUGCAACUUAUAGAAAGUUUAGGCCAAGAGCUUGUUAUUGGAAUGGACCAAUGAGUAUUUCCCAAUGUGCAAUUCCUACAAAAAACAAUUGGUGGAGUUCACCUUUAUUCUAUAAAUUGAGCGCAAAUAAAUUUGGUGAAAUGAGCUCAAUUAGGAGCAAGUAUAUGAUCUAUGAUUAUUGCAAAGAUGUUAAAAGAUUCAAGGGAGUUAUGCCUAUUGAGUGCUCAUUGCCACAAUACUAGAAGGA